This is a messenger RNA of Zingiber officinale, 771 nucleotides long. RefSeq names its product WAT1-related protein At5g07050-like. NCBI's taxonomy places the organism in Eukaryota, Viridiplantae, Streptophyta, Magnoliopsida, Zingiberales, Zingiberaceae. Gene Ontology annotation, cellular component: plasma membrane. The record is from RefSeq and is a predicted model, not a curated record. Bases 1 to 771 code for a protein of 256 amino acids. The transcript is spliced from 6 exons. Gene Ontology annotation, molecular function: transmembrane transporter activity.
AUGGCCUCUGUGAAAGCAUGUGCUCCAUACUUCUAUAUGAUUGUGUCCCAGUUCGCGUAUGCUGGAUCCAGCAUCCUUGGCAAGCUUGCAUUAGGACAAGGACUAAGUGCACUUGUCUUCGUAGUGUACAGGCACCUUAUUGCCAUGCUCAUCUUGGCUCCUCUUGCUUAUGUGCUCGAAAGGAAUCGAAGACCCAGCUUCUCAUUUGGUGUCAUGCUAAAAAUAUUCAUUCUUGCUAUGUUGGGUAUAACAAUUCAGCAAAAUGUAUACUACGUUGGACUCCAUCUCAUUUCUCCAACUGUUGUCAGUGCCUUGGGCAAUGUCAUUCCUGCUUUUACUUUCUUAUUGGCAAUUGUAUUGAGGAUGGAAAAGCUCAACUUGAAGACUGUAAGAGGGAGGGCCAAGCUUGCAGGGGCCAUCUUCUACAUCACUGGUUCCCUGAUCUUCACAUUUUGGAAAGUGUAUCACUUGUUCUUCAGGGAGUUCGAUAAACAUCAUAUUCAAGAAGGUGUUCAAUCAGCUAUAAAUGGACCAAAGCGAUCUGUUGCCCAUGACAACCCCGCUCUACGGCUUCACAGGGAGGAGCCACUAAAGACGACAAGGACCACCAACUUUAUUAUGGUCGAUGCACCAUCGACCUACAAUGUUAUAUUGGGUCAACCAACCCUCAACGAGUUCCGAGUGGUGGUGUCCACCUAUUACCAGAAGAUCAAAUUUCCAGUGGAUGACAAGGUGGGCGAAGUCAAAGGUGACCAGUUGGCCGCUCGGUGA